Penicillium atrosanguineum is the source of this 570-nucleotide messenger RNA. RefSeq lists its product as uncharacterized. Lineage: Eukaryota; Fungi; Ascomycota; Eurotiomycetes; Eurotiales; Aspergillaceae. Bases 1 to 570 code for a protein of 189 amino acids. The record is from RefSeq and is a predicted model, not a curated record. The transcript has a single exon.
AUGGCCAACAUAGCUUUCGCUUGCACAAUUCUUGAUCGUUUUGUUGAUGUCACUUCGGCAUAUUCGAACACACAUCUCUAUAAUCGGAAACACCUCCCAGACGUGCAGAUUAACGAGGAAAGCUACGAACUGAAAAUCUGGUACCAUGUCCUCGAUGAGCUAAGCGAAGUGCGGAAGCAUGGCACGAGCCUGGUAUAUGAGGCGGAAAAUUUCCCCUGGGCCUACGCUUAUGCCAAAUAUCUCACGGAAUGGUUGUUGAGGUACCAGUUUAGUGAGCAUGCUUCACAGGAAAAGCUCUUCAUCGUGCGCCCGGGUAUCAUCGGCCCAUCUCUGUGCCUGCCAUUCCCAGGGUACAUUACGCCUAUGUCCUCUCCGUAUAUGAUGCUCGCCGCGGCAUUGGCCCUGGUCGUAUCUUGGAGGAUCACAAUUCCACAGAAAUGGAUAACCCAGAUAAACACGUUACUGGAGACGAAGUACCUGUUGAUGUGGCCGCCGAUCGUCUCCUUUGUCAUCUUGCUAUGGGGACAUCGGGCUGCAUUCAUGCUGUUAGCGGAGUCAGAUCGCGGCUGA